AUGGUCAAGCUACUGCUUGCAACACCGAACAUUCAGGUUAAUUUAAAAGACAAUGAAGGAAGGACUCCUUUUUCAUGGGCCGCAGCAUCAUGCAAUGAUAACGUGUUCAAGAGGGUACUCAGGGCACCUGGCGUGGAUGUCAACUCACAAGACAACAAUGGACGGACUCCCCUUUCAUGGGCCGCAGCAUCAGGAGAUAGCAGCGUAGUUCAGACACUGCUCUGUUCAAGGGACGUGGACGUGGACGUGGAUUUACAAGACAAGAAUGGACGGACUCCUCUUUCGUGGGCUGCAGCAUCA
Messenger RNA from Bipolaris maydis ATCC 48331, 300 nucleotides. NCBI's taxonomy places the organism in Eukaryota, Fungi, Ascomycota, Dothideomycetes, Pleosporales, Pleosporaceae. The record is from RefSeq and is a predicted model, not a curated record.